Messenger RNA from Ahaetulla prasina, 1730 nucleotides. It is a transcript of the gene IMP3, whose product is annotated as IMP U3 small nucleolar ribonucleoprotein 3. Gene Ontology annotation, biological process: rRNA processing. The record is from RefSeq and is a predicted model, not a curated record. Lineage: Eukaryota; Metazoa; Chordata; Lepidosauria; Squamata; Colubridae. The coding region runs from base 411 to 974 and encodes 187 amino acids. Gene Ontology annotation, molecular function: snoRNA binding; rRNA binding; structural constituent of ribosome. The transcript has 3 exons. Gene Ontology annotation, cellular component: small ribosomal subunit; small-subunit processome; Mpp10 complex.
UAAGGAAAUCGCAAGCCAACCCGGGAGUGACCGGUGUGAAUCCCAUCUUGUUUCAUAAGUCUAUGCUCAGAAAAACCGGGGCUUGUCUGGCGUGCCGGAACCGGAACAGGAAGUCGUUGCUGCUUCCUUCUCCCGCGUGGGAAAUUCGUGUUACGUUCCGGCUCUGCGCUGAACUGCGAGUUCGGCAUUUUUACGUGUCAGGGUUUUUGAUUUGAUUUUGUUUUUUUCUUAUUGAAGGCAUAACAAGCGGGUUCUCCAGAACUGGUCAGAACCUGUUGAAACCACCUCUGGGGGAAUGCACCCUGUGCAUAUCAACUUCGAAGUUAAGGGAGCCCACUCCAGAAGAAGUGUGUUAAGUAUUGUGUGUUAAAACUGCUUCAAAAUCUUUUCAAGCAAUCGAAGAGAAGAACAUGGUGCGCAAACUGAAAUUUCAUGAGGAGAAGCUUCUCAAGAAGCUAGACCUGGUGAACUGGGAAGCUGCAUCAGGCAAUCUAGCUGAGCUACGUGUGCUUCGCCGUUUUCGUAUACAGCGGAGGGAAGAUUACACUCGCUACAAUCAGCUUAGUCGGGCAGUUCGGGAACUAGCACGCCGAAUCAGAGACCUGGGUGAUGUACCAGAAUCAGCAGGUUUCCGCACUAAGAGCACUGCUGCUCUUCUGAAUAAACUUUAUGCCAUGGGUGUGGUACCCUCUAAGAGCUCUCUUGAGCAGUGUGAUCGAGUCUCAGCCUCUUCCUUCUGCCGUCGCCGUUUGCCUUGUCUGCUCAUAAAGCUCCGUAUGGCGCAAAACUUGAAAUCUGCUGUGACCUUUGUGGAGCAGGGACAUAUUCGGGUAGGGCCAGAAGUUGUAACAGACCCUGCAUUCUUGGUGACCAGGGCCAUGGAGGACUUUAUUACCUGGACUGAUUCCUCUCGCAUCCGACAACAUGUACUCAACUACAAUCAGGAACGGGAUGAUUUUGACUUCAUUUGUUAAGAACAACUUUUCUUUGGUUAACCAUUUGAGUGAUUACACCUUAAAUAUUUAACUCAGUUGGCUUCAGGAGGUAUCCUGCUAGUACAUUUCUGUCUUUUAUUUGUUUUGCUUGUUUAGUUGUGCAAACAGUAUGUAGUUGUAUACAGACUAAACCAAACCACAACCUUUUGUGAUCAGGUGCAAUUUUUAUAAGUGUAUGGUUAGGGUUUCUAUCAGAAAGAAGUUGAGGACAGCAAUCUCAUACGGGCAUCUUGUAAAACAUCCUAUAUGUUCAUUUUUAUUGAUUUCAUUUGGAUCACAGUGAAGAUUAAUAAUUGGAUUGCAUCUGACCUCUUUCCAGAAGAUGGUAUCAAAUGUUCCAUCUAGAAUGCUUUAAUUAAAACAGACUUUAUUAUUCCCUUUUGAUCAAGAUUUGGAUGGCUGCCUACAACAAAUCUAUGCAGUCAUUAUUUUAAGAUUUUUUUUUCUUGGCAUCUCAACAACUUUAUAUUCUGUUUGUUUCUAUAGUAACAUGUUCUCUAUUAGUGUACAAGCUGUUAUGCCAACGUUAAAUUGUUGGCUAGAACUUAAGGUUUUGAACUGGUUAUUGACUGUACGUCUUUAUCUUAUCCAUAAUAUCUACAAUAAUGGAAAGAAUUUUACUCUGAUUAUGGUUAUAAUAUUGUGUAAUACCUCAAAAUAUUAAUUUUGAGUUCAAUUUUGAAGCAUAAAGCUAUUUAAAAUCUUUGUGUUCUCUGUAAAAAAUUUUUGCUUAUA